Messenger RNA from Brassica napus (rape), 656 nucleotides. Its product is annotated as transmembrane protein 230. Lineage: Eukaryota; Viridiplantae; Streptophyta; Magnoliopsida; Brassicales; Brassicaceae. The coding region runs from base 112 to 423 and encodes 103 amino acids. The transcript is spliced from 2 exons. The record is from RefSeq and is a predicted model, not a curated record. Gene Ontology annotation, cellular component: endomembrane system.
CUCAAUCUGCAUCUUCCGCAUUAACUCAAAAAGGAAGCAAAAGUUUUAGAUUUCGUCUUCAAGUUAACAUCGCUGUGAUUCUAAUCUUUCUCUCUGGUGAAGUAGCUAGCUAUGGCGUACGUGGACCACGCGUUCUCGAUAUCGGACGAGGACCUAAUGAUUGGGACUUCGUACACCGUCAGCAAUCGACCGCCGGUGAAGGAGAUCUCGCUCGCGGUGUCUCUCCUCUUGUUCGGAAUCCUGGGAAUCGUCUCCGGUUUCUUCAUGGCGUACAACCGAGUCGGCGGCGAUCGAGGCCACGGUAUCUUCUUCAUAGUCCUCGGGUGUCUUCUGUUUAUCCCGGGCUUUUACUAUACACGGAUCGCAUACUACGCAUACAAAGGAUACAAAGGUUUCUCCUUCUCAAACAUACCCUCCCUUUAACACGCUCUCUUCUUUCUUUCUUUCUCCAUGUUGUAUAGUAGUAGUAGGUGGUUGUUGUUUCUGAGGGCAGUUUUUUAAUAUUGCUUAAUGACUAGUGUGAUGAUUGUUUACAUGACUUGAAUGAUCCGAUCCCUGUUUGAUUUGUAAUCUCUUUUAAUUUCUCAUUCUCUAUGUAAACACAUACUACUUUGUCCUUUGUUAGAAAAAAAACAACUAGUUUUUAGUUGAUGAUA